AUGGGCCCUUUUCUCCCGGCGAUUUGCGUCGUGCUGGUCGCCCUGAACGCCGCUGUCUCGCCGGCCUCUGUCGGCCCUGAGGACUAUCCCGCCGCGGACGAGGCCGAGAGAACUGCCAACAAUGACAUCAUUUUCGAUGACUACCGAGGGAAAGGCUGCGUGGAUGACAGUGGCUUCGUGUACAAGCUCGGGGAACGCUUCUUUCCGGGCCACUCGAACUGCCCGUGCGUGUGCACGGAGGACGGACCGGUCUGUGACCAACCCGAGUGCCCUAAAAUACACCCCAAGUGCACCAAGGUGGAACACAAUGGGUGUUGCCCCGAAUGCAAGGAGGUCAAAAACUUCUGUGAAUACAGAGGGAAGACGUAUAAGAUCCUGGAGGAGUUCAAGCUUACUGGAGUCAAGAACAGCUAA
This is a messenger RNA of Danio aesculapii, 414 nucleotides long. RefSeq names its product von Willebrand factor C domain-containing protein 2-like. Gene Ontology annotation, cellular component: AMPA glutamate receptor complex. Bases 1 to 414 code for a protein of 137 amino acids. The record is from RefSeq and is a predicted model, not a curated record. The transcript has 2 exons. Gene Ontology annotation, biological process: negative regulation of BMP signaling pathway. NCBI's taxonomy places the organism in Eukaryota, Metazoa, Chordata, Actinopteri, Cypriniformes, Danionidae.